AUGUCUCGUCCCGAAGAAAAUGGUAGCAUACAUUUUGUCGCCGACCAAGCAAAUUUGCAGGGACAGCAAAAUGCGUUCCAGCAUGACACAACAGCAGCAAUGGCCUCUGUACUCGAAUGUAUGACCUUGCAGCGUAGUACAUUCCACAUUCCGUGUUUUGAUGGGCGAAGCCCACCUUUAAAAGAAUUUUUGCAGGAUGUUGCGAAUGGAGCAGUCUUCAUUAAUGAACAAACUGAACCAGGUUUUAUUAAAGCCAUUUUAAGUAAGCUAAAGGGCGCAGCACGAGAAAGUGUCAGAGAUAAACAAUUUUUGACAACUCAGGAAUUGAUAAAUCACCUUACUAAAAGAUUUGCCACAUCGAAAAAGUACCAAUGGUAUUUAGAAAACAUCAUAAACAUUCGCCAGAAACAGUCAGAAACGGUCAGCGAUUAUCACGAUCGCCUACAGGGAUUAAUCAGUGGAGCGAAACACGCAUUGGACGCAAAAUAUCAACACAGGUACCGACAGGUAGAGGGCGCUGCCGUCCGUGUACAAGAAGAAGCUGAAAGCACCAUCAUGAUGCGACCUAUUAUCGAGUGUGCACUAGAAGCCUUUAUGAGAGGAUUGCCCGAAGAGAUGUCGAUCUUCGUUGACACCCGAAACCCCGCCAAUUUAGAAGAAGCUUUCGACCACGCCCUGCGCGCUGAAGAAAGGCAGGAAUAUGCAGAGAAAUCACGAAGUUCAUCUUACCGUAUCUCACGACGUGAUGAUCCCCCUCGCCCACCUAGUCCAUACUCACGCCAAAUGGACCAACCAAUUCAAGAAAGGUCGCGUCGAGAAACUGAACGGGAUCAUCACCCCCCUAAACAACAUAAAAAUUCGGUCAAUUACACGCUCCAAUUCACCCCAGAACAAUUAGCCACCUUUUAUCGGUCUUUGAUGCCAACUUUCGGGAAUGCUCAGCCGUGUAUGUCGUCAGCACAGCCAUCCCCUUCCCCUCAGCUAACGAACUAUCAACUACAUACAGCUCAGCAUCAAUCCAUGCCCUAUGCACCUCAAGCUAUGCAACAAUUUCAACAAACGAAUUAUCCUAGUAUCACCUGGUCCACAGAACGAUUUAAACUCACAGCAGACUCGACGCUCAGACGCGGCACCGAGUCCAAUACCCCAGCGUCAUCGGAGUGUUCAGUUCGGAGAAACUACGGUAAGGUCCUUCGAGCAGGAUCAACAGCCGAGGACUCCCCAGUAGUGGAACUUUCUGGACCAGAAUUUCGAAAAUCAAAAAUCCGAUUCUUUAUUGAUCCAGGCUCUGACUCUAAUAUUAUCAAAUUGUGCGCCCUAAAACCUGGUCUUACCAUCAACCCUUGUAAAUCCAUCGAAAUCAUAGGUAUCAAUAAACAUCCAGUCAUAACACUUGGUACCAUUGACCUUACAAUCUUGAAAUCCACGUUCGAAUUUCAUGUUGUAGAAGAUGACUUUCCGAUUUCAUCACAAGGGAUUCUAGGAAGACACUACAUCCGCAAGGAAAAGGCCCAGAUAUCAUUUUGGCAUAAUGCCCUAAUAAUAAUGUCCGACCCAACCAACCCUAUUCCUUUCGUGGAUAAAGAAUCACGCGCUGAAAAAGAACUUUUGAAACCACUUAUUAAACCCUUCAAAAGAGUGUUUCGAAUUCAUGCCAGGACGCGUAGUCCGAUUGCAAUCGACGUCAUCAAUCCUGACCUGCCUCAAGGUUACCUCCCACGGAUCAAAACUCCAGAAGGAGUAUUUAUUGGUGAAGCUGUUGUGAAUAGCAAGGAUGGUGUUUGUCAUGCCGUUGCAAUUAAUACCACCGAGAUGGACGUAGACUUCGAACUCACCCCCCAAGAAUUAAUACCUUUUGACUUCUGCGAAUUGCCUGGAGAAGAAUCUUCUGAGAUCGAAAAUGAAAAUUUUCCAAUUCCAACGAUUUCAUAUGCAGAACGCGUAAAAAGGGUAAAAGAGGCCCUUUUCGUAUCUCAUCUAACUCAGGAGGAGAAGAACCUUGUUUUUAAAUGGGCAGAAGACUACGCGGACAUUUUUCAUCUUAACGGAGAGCAGCUAUCCUGUACUCAUUUGAUCCAGCAUCGGAUCCCCACCAUCGAUGAUAAGGUGAUACAUAAGAAGCAGUACCGAUCACCAAAUGAGGCUCUUGAGCAAAUUGACGAACAACUACGUAAGCAGCUCGAUAGUGGAAUAAUAAGAAAUUCCACUUCUCCUUACAACGCUCCACUGCUGAUAGUGCCGAAGAAACUCGACGCAUCCGGAAAAAGGAAAUGGCGCGUAGUCAUAGAUUAUCGGGCCCUUAACGAAAAGGUAAUAGGAGACGCGUAUCCCCUCCCUAAUAUCACCGCCAUCUUUGAUAAGCUUGGGUCUGCGAGAUUCUUUACAGUCUUCGAUCUUGCAAGCGGAUUCCACCAAGUCGAAACGCACCCAGACGAUAGACACAAAACCGCUUUUUCGUCUCGAAAUGGGCAUUUCGAAUAUGAGCGCAUGCCCAUGGGAAUUAAAAACGCACCUCCAACAUUUCAGCGGCUUCUAAACAAUGUUCUUGGUGGAAUGCUCGAUUCAGAAGCAUUCGUGUAUCUAGAUGAUAUUAUUAUCUAUUCUGACACCCUUGAGGAACAUGACAAACGAGCGCGAAGAUUGUACAAUCGACUUCGAGACGCAAACCUCAAGCUCCAACCUGACAAAUGCGAAUUCAUGAAAAAGGAAGUUGCAUACCUUGGUCACAUAGUGGGAGAAGAAAUGUAGUGAAAUGUAGUGAAACCAAAUCCAGCGAAGAUUAAGGCCAUCAAACAUUUCCCCGUGCCAAAAACUCAGAAGGAAGUUAGAAGUUUUCUAGGUCUCUCAGGUUACUAUCGACGCUUUAUAAAAAAUUAUGCUAUGGUGGCGAAACCUUUGUCCGAUCUAUUGAAGAAAACGAAAGAGUGGAAGUGGAAAGACCAACAGCAGAGAAGUUUCAAAAAAACUCCGAAAAUAUCUGUGCAGAAGACCUAUUCUCCAAUAUCCAGAUUUUACGCAGCCCUUUAAACUC
Messenger RNA from Leptopilina heterotoma, 3031 nucleotides. RefSeq lists its product as uncharacterized. Lineage: Eukaryota; Metazoa; Arthropoda; Insecta; Hymenoptera; Figitidae. The transcript has 2 exons. Bases 1 to 2748 code for a protein of 915 amino acids. The record is from RefSeq and is a predicted model, not a curated record.